This is a messenger RNA of Balaenoptera musculus (blue whale), 6630 nucleotides long. RefSeq names its product FH2 domain containing 1 (gene FHDC1). Gene Ontology annotation, molecular function: actin binding; microtubule binding. The record is from RefSeq and is a predicted model, not a curated record. Bases 1000 to 4392 code for a protein of 1130 amino acids. The transcript is spliced from 13 exons. Lineage: Eukaryota; Metazoa; Chordata; Mammalia; Artiodactyla; Balaenopteridae. Gene Ontology annotation, biological process: actin filament polymerization. Gene Ontology annotation, cellular component: actin filament; cytoplasm.
UAGUGCGGCUGCUGCUCCACUAGCUUCUGCCUGAGGACGCGCGCGUGCUCGGUGCCCGCGGGAGGUAGUGGGUCCCGCCGUGCCCCGGCGUCCGCCCCGUGGACCCGCGUGUCCUCGCGCGGCAGGCGGCGGCCCCUCCCCGGCGCGCGCCUCGGCCCCGCCGCGGAGCCUGCGCGGCGCGUGUGGGCGUCUGUCUGGGCCGCGCACCGGCGCCCGCUCUCUCACCCCUUCCGCAGCCGCCCAGAUAAGGACGCGCUGGGGCUGGCGGCCCGCGGACUCCCCGGGGACUCGGACGGACGCGGCGCCCUCCGAGCCUUUCGUGCGGCCGAGCCGGUGGCGCUUUGAAUUCUGCAUUGUUUGAUGAAGAUGUGUAACUGUGAGCUUUGAACAGUAAUGCUGUAGAAGGAUAAUUCCUCUCAGAAGUCCAGAAGUCCACAUGACCCUUUACGACCUAGACGAAACAGCCCCCUUUUCACACACCCAAAUAGUUGGGGUGCUCAUUCCGCAAGCCUACACGGGGCCCCGUGUUCUACAUCUCCACUUACCUGUCCUCACAUCUGAAGAACUGUAGUUAUUUUGACCCCUGUUUUUACAUCAGGUCCACAACAAAUGAACAAAAACGAACAUUUAAAGGUCAAUAAAAAUACGAGCCACCAAGAUAAGUCAGUGACCGAGUGGCUAAGGGGUAGCCGUGUGGCAGGUGUGAUUCGGGCAGCAUCCCCUUGUGUGUGUGUGUCUCCUCUGCUGAUAGCAUCACAGAAGAAGCAGAAGAGACACUGAGAAGUUCUGGUGGUUUCCAGAGAGUUAAGCUCCAGACAGCUUAACCAGAACCCAAAACGAUCGCAUCGCAAGUGACGAUGGAGGUCUGGAAGAUGACACACAACGCAGUUGCCUUUGCUCUGGCGGCAGACUAGCGGGAGGAAAAGUAUGACACAAAUUUGAUGUCGGUGUCUGCUUCCCCAAGGUCAAGAAAUUAUCUCCUUAGAAGGCAACAGUACUAUGCAUGUUAUGAAUUGUGUCUCCUUGGUCAGUGAUAAAGGAAAUGGGAAUAUUGCCACGACAGCUGGAUUCAUGAUUGGGCAGACGCCGCCACCGCCACCUCCUCCUCCGCCCCCUCCACCUCCACCAUGCCCAUACUCAGGGGAAGGGUUUCCUCCCUCUCCUCCCCCUCCCCCUCCCCCUCCACUGCCUGGGGGGCCUCCGGUCCCCCCUCCCGCCCCAGGACUACCCCCAACCUCUCACCUGAACGGCUACAGCCACCUCGGUAAGAAAAAGCGGAUCAGAAGCUUUUUCUGGAAAACCAUUCCAGAGGAGCAAGUUCGUGGCAAAACCAACAUCUGGACCUUGGCAGCCAGGCAGCAGCAUCACUACCAAAUUGAUACAAAGAGCAUCGAGGAGCUGUUUGGGCAGCAAGAAAACACCACCAUCUCUUCCCCUUCUGGGAGAGGAGGGCCUUUAAAUUCGUCCUUCAGGGAGGGCAGAGAAGAGAUUACUAUCUUGGAUGCAAAACGGAGCAUGAACAUUGGGAUCUUUCUAAAGCAGUUUAAGAAGUCUCCUCUGUCCAUUGUGGAAGAUAUUCAUCAAGGAAAGAGUGAGCAUUAUGGAUCGGAGACAUUACGCGAAUUUCUUAAGCUUUUGCCAGAGUCAGAGGAGAUAAAGAAACUAAAGGCAUUUAGUGGAGACGUGGCCAAGCUGUCCCUAGCAGACUCCUUUCUGCACUGCUUAAUUCAGGUGCCAAACUAUUCACUGCGGAUUGAAGCCAUGGUGCUAAAGAAAGAAUUUUUGCCUUCUUGUUCUUCUCUAUACACAGAUAUAACCAUUCUAAGAACCGCUACAAAAGAGCUGAUGUCAUGUGAGGAACUACAUUCGAUAUUACACUUGGUGCUGCAAGCAGGGAAUAUCAUGAAUGCAGGAGGGUAUGCUGGCAAUGCAGUAGGAUUUAAACUAUCUUCUUUGCUCAAAUUGGCAGACACAAAAGCAAAUAAACCUGGGAUGAAUCUCCUGCACUUUGUUGCACAGGAAGCCCAGAAGAAAGAUGCCCUGCUUCUAAACUUUUCUGAAAAAUUGCAUCAUGUUCAGGAGGCUGCUAGAUUAUCUCUGGAUAACACAGAGGCAGAGCUGCACUCACUCUUUGUCAGGACAAGAUCUCUAAAGGAGAACGUCCAGCGGGAUGGCGAGCUCUGUCAGCAGAUGGAAGAUUUCCUUCAGUUUGCCCUGAAAAAGCUGGCAGAGCUGGAGCGCUGGAAGCAAGAGCUCCAGGAUGAGGCCCACACCCUCAUCGACUUUUUCUGUGAAGACAAAGACACCGUGAAACUGGACGAGUGCCUUCAGAUAUUCAGAGACUUCUGUGUCAAAUUCAACAAAGCAGUGAAGGACAACCACGACCGCGAGGUGCAGGAGCUGAGGCGGCUGCAGCGGCUGAAGGAGCUGGAGCAGAAACGGCAUUCCUGGACGGCUGGGGAGCUUGGAUUCGGCCGGAGCAGCAGUGAAAAUGACGUGGAGCUGUUGACUAAGAGGGGCGUGGAGGACCUGCCCCCUUUCCUGCACUCCAGGCCCAUCAGCCUCUCCUACCGGCCCCCCAACACCCGCCGCUCCCGCCUCUCCCUGGGCAUCACCGCUGACCGGGAGCUGCUGACCUUCCUGGAGAGCUCCACUGGCAGCCCCGAGGAGCUCAAGUUCCACAGCUUGCCCCGGAGCUGCCCCCGGCAGGCCCCGGCCAGCAGAGCCCGGACGGAGCCUGGAGAACAGAGGGACCAGGGCUCCAGCCCAGCACACAGACCUCCGGCCUCGGAGGGCCAGGAGGAAGCCCCCCACCCCACCUCCGCUUGGCCGAGCCAGCUCCUGGCCCCGGGGCCUGAGGAACCCGCCUCCGCUUUACCCCGAGUUCGGGGCAAUGGGGUCAGCAUCCUCCGAAAGAGGAACAGCGAGCCCGUGGGCCUGGGUCCUGUGCGGUCCCCUCCACUCUCGCUGUUGGCUCUAGGGAUUAGGGAGCAUGAGCUGGUGACAGGUCUGGCCCAGUUCGACCUCCAGGCUGCCAAGGGCCCGGAGGAGCUGGCCCCGCUGACCGUGAAUGACUUCAGCCCAAUGGAGCUGGCGUCCGUGGGGGAUGAGAGCCCGCAGUCCCUGGGCGCCAGCAACAGUAGCCUGACGCCCGUGGGCAGAGGUGCCCAGGGGGGUCCCAUCCUGGCCCCAGGGGAUGGCAGCGCUGCCCCGGAUGAGCCCAUCAGCGCGGCUCCGGUAUCUGAGGGCAGCAGCGACCCCGAGAACCAAGAUCCUGGGCCUCUGUUCUACGUCUCGGACACCACCGACUGCUCGCUGACCCUGGACUCCUCGGAGGGAACCAACUCCAGACCCAAAGGGGCGGAUCCGGGGGAGGGGGGCGACGGAGAGGGCUCCGUGUCCUCCAGGGCCGGGGAGACGGGCGGCAGCCAGGUCUCCUCAAACCCCGCCCGCAACCAGCCUGCGGAGGCUGCCAUUGCCGCCUCCGCCUCUGGCGGCUCCGUCUCGGGGAAGAGCGAGCCGGGCUGCGAGGGAGGCCUGCCCACGGACAGGACGGCCAGAGGAAGGGAAGUGAUGGCCCCGAAGAGGAGCCCCCUCAAACAGGCGUCGGCGGGGGCGUCCAGGGCGGGGCCUGCCCGGCGGGGCGCGGGGGCGACAGGGCCGGUGCGGGCGCUGACUGGCUGGGAGAGCGAGAGCAUGCGCAAGGUCGUGCCCAUCUCGCGCGCCGGCCGCGCGCCCCCCGCGGGCAAGCGUCUCCCUCGCGAGGCCCCUGGCGGCGCUAACCCGCCGGCGCCGGUGUCGCGCCGCAGCUCGGUGCUGGGGCUCCCGAACGCGUCGCCCGGGAGGCCAUCGACGGCGGCCCGGCCCGGGAGGGAACCCCCAGCGCCGCCCAGGAGCUCCUUCAGGAAGCCCAGCGCCAAGCCCCUGCGCAAUGUCCCGCGGCAGAAGCCCGAGGAGAACAAGAUCUGCCGCUCCGGCUCCCAGGGCCCCGACGGCCCCGAGGAGCCGCCCCGCGCCUCGCCGGCCCCUAGCGCGCCCCGCGGCCCGGCCCCGGUCCCCAGCUUCGCCCGCAACACGGUCGCCUCCUCGUCUCGGUGUCAGAGGACCGACUCCCCCCCUGCGGCCAGAUCCCCGGGCCUCACCCGGACUGUGUCGCAGCGGCAGCUGAAGGUGAAGGGUGGCCUCGAGGACGCUGCCCCCAAGGACAGCGGCGCCCUGCGGCGGGCCGGCAGCGCUCGCGCCCCCCGGAAGGGGCCCGAGUCGGCCGAGGGCCCCGGAGACAGCGCCCAGGCCCCGCCGAAGGGCCGCGGGGCCGGGGAAAUGGCCUCCUUCCGGCUGAAGGACGCCUGUCGGGGGACGCUGGGGAAGGGGCUCCAUCCCUUGUGGAAGUGAGGGGCGUCCGCGCUCCCCUCUCGCCUCCUGGGGUUCGGGUGGUGAGGACUGACUUCUGUGAAAGGCCGACCCCGAAUGUCUAUUCCACAUAAAGUCCUCCGCCGGGGCCACCUGCCAGUGCUCCUGUCACCGAAGGUGCAGCCGUGGGGCCCGCCUACCAUGCCACGCUGACUCCGGCUGGACGGACGUCCCGCCGCCAUGGGCAGGCGUCUCCGCAGCGCCCAGGAGGUGGACCAGGCGGACCCCGUCUCCCAAACAGAACACAGAGACCCGUGAACGACUCAGACGAGGAAAAUGACUUUCCUGUGUAACAAGUAAAAGAAGAUUUGGGGCCAGUUUUUAUAUAUCAAUGACUUAUUUUUUAAUAUAAAAAUUAAACGUUGUUUUAGUUGGUUCCUUUCACGGAGUGAAAUGCGUCCCAGGGGGAAAAUGGUGAAGAUGUUUUUAUCUUCCUGUGUUCCCUGGCCUCAGGGCUCCACCUGCCCACCCCGUGCAUAGCUGGCAACUGGACUUCCGCAAGCCCUUGGGUGUUCUGUGGUUGGCCCCGUCUUCCUGAAGACUUUCUUCUUUGCUCAUCUCACCCUGCUGACUUUGGUGAGGGUUUGGGUGUGGACAGGAGGGAAAGUGAGACUGGUGGACGGAAAUCGGGUGCUCCCGUGUGUUGGGACAGGCACCGUGGGCAGUGGGGCAAGUCUCCCCUGCAGGUGGGUGGCAGCCCCUGGGAGAAUGCUGAAGCUUCCAGAGUUUAGAGGUGCCAUAUCUUGAUGGAAGGUCAUCAGGGACUGUUCAGCUGAGCACAUCUUUCCCGUUGUGUUUUCUCAUUUGAGUAUCUGUUGCAAAACUGAGUGAAGGCUGCUAUGACCUGUGUUCGCUCUAGUUAACAGGGAAGAAUAAACCCUUCAGUCUCCCACUCUUUCCUUUGCUAAUGUGACCUGGAGCCUGGAGAGGAGCUCUCUCCUCUCACCUCUCUCUCUCUCUCUCUCUCGAUGAUACUUUUUAAUGUUGCUGUCUAUUGUUUGGUACAGUGGUUUUAAAUCCUGAGAAAAACCAGAUCAAGUUCUUAAAAACAGAGCAAAAAAAAAAAAAAAAUGAAAUUGCUUUAAGAAGAUUUUAUAUUAGGAAAUUUUUGAAAAAAAAAGUCAGGCUUCAUUCAAAAGAAAGAGGAAAACAUGUACUAUUUCUACUCAGUGCCUGUUCACUACUUCCCUUUAACUAAUUGGGAAAUGGGGGAAUUCUUGAAACUUUUUUGUUAUUUAAAAAUUGCCCCCCCCCCUUUUUCACUUUUGAUCACUUGUUAGUGAAACUUUGUUUCAGAUCUGACAGCAGUAGGUGGAUUUUGGCAAAUAUAAUGUAUUUGUGUUGAAUCCAUCAGGUCGAUGUUACAGUCUCCCUCCUGUAGAAUGUUGCCUUCCAUUCAAAUUAAUUGGAAACUCUGAGCUUCCAUAAGUUAGCUAAAUUGAAAAGGUAAACUUCAUGGUUGAAGAAGUAAGGCACUUGACCACAAAACCUCUUGUAAAAGCAGCCCUCAGUACGUAUUUCCAGUGCUCCACAAAGAUGAAUCCUGAGCCAUUUUUCACCAUCUCAAAAAGCCUUAAAAAUCAUGUAUUUAACCAUGCAGACAAAAAUGUUCAAACCAUAGGGCCUGUGAAAGAGGUCAAAAGUUUGUGGAUUUGUGGGUAGUGCCAGGGUCGGGACCCCUUGGCGGGACCCUAGAAACGGGGGUCAGAGUCCCUGUUCCAUCACUGAUGCUGUGUGGUUUUGGCAAGUCACUCCCUCUUCUUAAUCCUUUGUUUCCCAGUCUGCAGAAGUAGGGGCAUGGCCUCGAUCAUGGUCUUCAAGGGUCCUUCAAACUCCAAGAGUCCAAGUCAUCAUGGAAAACCAAGGACCCAUGUCUGCCCUGAGAUCAGCUUCCAGAACUAACCCCCAGCAUCUCUACAGCAGAGGUCUCACAUAAAGGGCCGCUCAGAAGAAAGCACCUUCAGAAUGAGUUGUUGCUUUGAUAUCUAAUAAGCUGAGUUUCCUGAGAAGUGGUGUUUUGCUUAGCCCUAUGGACAACUUGUAUGCAUCUGUGUGAACAGGUGAUCAUUCUAUUACCUUUUAUUGGUAAUAAGCUUGGAAAAAUAAUUUAAAUAUAUAAUGCAGAACUGUAAAUAAGUUUCUAUAUAAAUUUAAGAUAAACUGAAUGUAUUUAAAGGUCCAUUUAUAUGUUCUUUUAUGUAAUGUGUAGUUUAAUAAAGU